AUGGCUUCAUCACGGGCUCAUAGAAGUACUUCAUCUUCUUACGAUGUGUUUAUUAAUUUCAGAGGUUCAGAUACUCGCCCAAAUUUUGCCAGUCUAGUUUACUACGCUCUUAGAAAAGAUGGAAUCGAAGCCUACAUAGAUAGUGAAAAACUCUGGGUAGGAUAUGAGAUUUGCUCCUCGCUUCUAGAAGCAAUUAAAAGGUCUGAUAUCUCGAUUCCUGUCAUCUCUCAAAACUAUGCAGAUAGCAAAGAUUGUCUCUUGGAACUUGCUGAGAUAUGGAAAUGCCAUGAAUCUAAUAAGGGUCAAUUCAUUCUUCCAGUAUUCAUUGAUGUUGAGCCACGGGAUGUUCGACCUCUCACCGGAAGUUUUAACAUAGAAUCCAUGUUAAGCCAAAAGAAGUAUAAUCCAGCUGACCUAGAGAGUUGGAAGAAUGCUUUGAAAGGUGGGAGAAUUAAAGGGAUACACUCUCAAGGGGAACGCAACCACCGAGUAAGUCUUACUCUCCUAGCUAAGCAAGUAGUCUUCAUGGAGCAAUUAAAUUUAGUUCAGUCAAUUGUUCAAAUGGUUUCGAGAGAACUACUAAGUCGCACCACCUUGUUUGAAUGUAAACACCCUAUUGGAAGAGAACGCUACAGAGAUGAACUACUUUCUAAAUUAGAUCUUGAUUCCAAUGAUGUGCGAUUUGUGGCAAUAUGUGGCAUGGGCGGUUUGGGGAAGACAACUAUGGCAAAGUUUGUCUAUAAUCACAUCCGCAGAAAAUUUAACGGGAGUAGCUUUCUUGAAGGUGUAAGAGAAGAAGCAUCAAAAGGAAAUCAGGGUUUAGUUUCAUUGCAAAACCAACUUCUUAAAGAUACCUUGAACAUCGACGACAACAUAAGCAUUGUUUCUCAAGGAAAAAAAUUGAUUGAAUGCAGACUUAAGAGAGAAAAAAUUCUUCUUAUUCUUGAUGAUGUGGACCAUCAUGAACAUCUUGAUGCAUUGGCUGGUGGAAUCAAUUGGUUUGGUGAAGGAAGCAGGAUCAUCAUAACAACUAGAUAUGAUGAGAGUUUAAAUGGACAUAGAGCUGAUAAAGAUAUCAAAAUACACAAGCCUGAAGAACUAGGUUUUGAGAAUUCUCUUCAACUCUUUAGUUUGCAUGCCUUUUCAAUGGAUGAACCUCUUGAAAAAUAUAAGCAGCUUUCACAUGAAAUCGUAAAGCUUGCUGGUGGGUUACCCCUAACUCUAGAGGUGUUGGGUUCUUAUUUAUAUAGAAAUGAUGAAGAAGAAUGGAAAUAUGUAUUAAAAGGAUUGAAAGAUAUUAGUAACAACAAGGUCUCAGGCAUGGAAAUACAAAGGUAUGAAGAGGAGGUCUUUGACAGAUUGAUGAUAAGUUACAAGAAACUAAGUCCUCAUGCGCAAACUAUAUUUCUUGAUAUUGCAUGUCAUUUCAAUGGAUGGAAACAAGAAAAAGCAAUUUCAAUAUGGAAAGCUUGUGGGUUGCGGGCAAUAGCUUUCAUAAAAGAACUCACUCGUAAGAACCUCCUAAAGAUUGUCGAUGAUGAUUUGCAUUGGCCAGUGAAUACAGUGAAAAGAUUGAAGAUGCAUGAUCAACUACGAUAUAUGGGAAUGAGAAAUGUCUUGAAAGAGAGUGCUAUGAACCCCACCAAACUUACUAGAAUAUGGUUUCCUGAUGAGAUUGCAAAUAUAUUCAAAAAAGACACGGGAACUCAAAUGGUUGAAGGUAUCAUCCUUGACGAGCAUGUUAAAGAUAGAAUAUUCCAUGGUGAAGAAUUUGUGAAGAUGCCCAAUUUAAGAUUUCUCUAUCUUUCUCAAUUUGACCGCAUUGAUGAUUUUUCGCAUCUUCCUUCUAAAUUAAGAUGGUUCUGUUGGCACGGUUGCCCUUCGACAAUUCUACAAGCCAAUUUUUGUCAUGAGGAACUAGUUCAUCUCGAUUUAUCACAAAGUAAAAUCAAAUUAGCUUGGAAUGAUAUACCUCAAAUUAAUAAUAAGGUGUUCCAACAAUUGACGGUUCUUAUUCUUAGUAGUUGCUGGGAUCUCUCUGUCUCUCCCAACUUCUUCUCAUGGUUUCCAUGUUUGCGGAGAUUGGAUCUUACGAGCUGCGUAUAUCUUUUGGAGCUCUCAGAUAGUAUUUGUCAGAUGGCUUCUCUCAAAAGUCUUAUUCUCGAUAAUUGUAAGUCAUUCAACAAGUUGCCUACGUCCAUAGGUGAACUAACACAUUUGAAAACACUUUCGAUAAGGAGGACAAAAAUUGAAGAAUUGCCUGAUGGUGUAGGGCAGUUAGAGAACACUAAGGAAUUAAAUGCCUCAAAUUGCCAUAAGCUAGUGAGGCUACCAACAUCGAUGGGUAGAAUGAAGAGUUUGCUUCACUUAGACCUGGAAGAUACUAUGAUUUUGGAGUUACCAAAUGAUUUUUCAAACAUCUCAAGCUUAGAGGUGUUAAGAAUGGGUACAGAUGUUAUGGCAUACAACAGGAGGCAUCUACCACUACCAUUAAACAACAUGACUGGUUUUCCUUCUCAGCUUCAGGAGCUAUGUUUGGCAGGCUACAUAAACCUUGAAUCUCUCUCGGGGCUUCCCUCCUCUUUAGCUCUACUGAAAGUUGAGUACUGCAUUUCACUGCCGGUAAUUUCAGAUCUAUCACAACUGAAAUGGCUGAAGAAUUUAAUACUUCAUGAAUGCGGAAAAUUGGAAAGAUUACCAAAUUUGUCUAAAUUGAAAAUAUUGUUGAAAUUACACAUCUGUUAUUGUGAGAAUCUAGAGGAAAUUCACGGCCUCGAAGAAACAGAAUCCUUGGAAGAGUUGAAUGUUAUGUAUUGCCCCAAACUAAGGAAGUUACCGGAUUUGUCAAACCUGAAAAGAUUGAGGAUAUUAACCCUAGAGUGUUGUGAAAACCUAGAGGAAAUUCAUGGCCUCGAAGGUAUAGAACCAUUGGAAAGGUUGGAAUUAGUGUACUGCCGCAAGUUAAGAGAGUUACCAAAUUUGUCAAACCUCAGAAAUUUAAGGAAGUUGGACAUUAGCUAUUGUGAAAACAUAGAGAAAAUUCAUGGCCUCGAAGGAACAGAAUCCUUGGAAGUGUUGGAAGCGUGGAAAUGUGACAAAUUACCGAAGUUACUGAAUUUGUCAAACCUCAAAAAUUUAUGGAAAUUGAACCUUGGUGAUUGUGAAAACUAG
This is a messenger RNA of Telopea speciosissima, 3171 nucleotides long. Its product is annotated as disease resistance protein RPV1-like. Gene Ontology annotation, molecular function: ADP binding; ATP hydrolysis activity. The record is from RefSeq and is a predicted model, not a curated record. Bases 1 to 3171 code for a protein of 1056 amino acids. The transcript has 4 exons. Gene Ontology annotation, biological process: signal transduction; defense response. NCBI's taxonomy places the organism in Eukaryota, Viridiplantae, Streptophyta, Magnoliopsida, Proteales, Proteaceae.